AUGUCCCCGAUGUGAAAUCUAUAGCGAUGCCCAAAUCACUCAUCAACAAGUACUUCCACCCAGGUAGUUGUAUGUAUGUAUCUGUUGAGUGUUGAGUGGUGUAUUACGGUUCUGGUGUAAUGAGAAUGUUCCAGCGAGUUACUUUAUUCUAUCUUUCAAAACGGAAAGAAAUUGAUUUUUAGCAAAACGAGGCAAUUUCAUGUUACCACCAUCAACUAAUGAGCCACCGAGUGCUUCCUAGACCAGCCAAAACAUUAAAAAAGUGCUCUAUCUAUCGUUCUCUAAUGACUUGAGUGCAAUACUCGACAGGUUGAUAGUGGCUUUCUAAUUCUGUAUGACGAAUAUUCAGAGCAGAUACUUGUAAAUCGUGUGUGUACGGAUACUAUUAAAUAACAUUCAAGUGCCUUAAUAGAACUGGUUGUGGUCAUAACCUAAUAGGAACUCGUGUGACCUCUUAAACUACAAUUGAACCAAGGAAUCAGCAUCUUUAUGAUAAGUUUCUGUGUGGAGGAUCGAAGAGAUGGACGUAGACGAUUGAACUGAAAAUAUUGUAGGAAAAAAUUUAGAGCCCAGUUAGUAGCCUGCUGUUUCCUUGAGAAGAUGCGGUCGGAGCUAGUUCUUCAGUUUAUGGCCGGUCUCGAACUGGGCCGAUUGUGUUUAGCCCAGUGGGAUCUUCUGCCCAGUCCUAACCAGGAGCCAUCCAGAGGUACCUUUGUUAUUGCCACUGGAAAGAUGAACAUCACUGUCAACAGAAGUCCUUUUGAGGAGCGGCGGCGCCCUCCUGGUUGCCGCUACCCAUGUAACUGUCCCGAACGGAGUGUUACGUGUCAGCAUGGAGUUACCAAAGCCAAAGACGGCUGUCGUUGCUGCGAUAUGUGUACUCGUCAACACGGUGAACAAUGCGAUGACGUGUACGUUUGCGAUCCUCGAAGAAAGCUCGUAUGUGACCACGGUAUAUGUCGCGCUGCACAACGUCGUUUAGGCUGUGUGGUACGUGGCCUGACCUUUGAAGACAAUUCAGUUUUCAAUCCUGACUGCAGGCAUCAGUGCUCAUGUCAAAACGGAACUAUUGCAUGUGCGAAUCUCUGUGCUCGAGAGCUAACUAGACCUUCAGGGCAAUGUCUUAAUGCUCGACUUAUCUUUCUUACGCCAGGUGACUGUUGUCGCGAGUGGAUAUGCGAUAACCCCAACCUGAAGAUGAUUGGUAUUCCGGGUUGCGUCCGUCAGGCCACUGAAUGGACCGAAUGUUCGUCUCCAUGUGGGCAGGGUGUAUCGUGGCGGAUGUCUAACCACAACGCACAAUGUGUUAUGCGAAACGAGACGCGGCUGUGUAUUGUAAAAACGUGCAAAUCCUUCCAUACAGGAACUGCCGACAGCGGUGCUAAUGAUGGACACUUGGUAGACGAUUGAGGUCUACAUAGACACUUCACGCUUCUACUGAGACGAUCAUAAAAACGUAGGCAUGCCAGACGCAUGAAUCGUAUUUAUUAACUCAUAUAAUAUCUGUGGUACACCAAACGUAGCCGAAACUGUUAUUAACAAUGAUCAUUUUCUCUUCGUGAGGUUGACGAAAUUUUAUAUUUUGUGUCGCAUUCGUAUCGUCUUAUUUAUAAAUAUACAUUUUUCAUCUUAUUCUACUUGUUUCAACUAUCAUCUGUUAACUUCGAAUUUGAUCUAGAUGCUUCAUCGUUGACUUUGUUAAUUCAUAGAUGUUCUUUGGUCAUGUCAUGGACGACAGGAUGUAAAAAAAUAUUGUAGACGUUCGUUUGUAAACGGUGUAGACGUUGGGGACGCUUUAUUUCAACUGUAAGUCACUUAGACAAAUUGAGUUUAUUGUGAGACGAUACUCCUGAAAUAGGGAUGCUCUUGUUAUGUAGUCUAGAUACGAUGAUAAACGAUUCAUAUCAGAUUGCCUAAGUAGCCUGCGACGUUUUAUUACUUGAUCAUUGAAUUCAAAAUGUUCAAACAAGCCAAAACUAUCCAUCUUUAAUUACUUAUAUUCUGUGUCUAUAUCUAGCAAGACGACAUUAUGCAUUUAUGUUAACCAUUUAAACCGUGUACAAAUACAACAUUCUUGUAAGAUAAGACUCAAAUAAUAAUAGUAGUAUGUUAAACACGUUAGAAACUUCGGGCAUUUUUCCUUCCGGACUACGCUUUAUCGUUUAGCGCUUGCAUCCGGUCUCCUUCUAGAAAUGGCUAUAUAAGUAUAAUACAUUCAUCGUUUUAAAGCUAGACAUGUUCUACGAUUUGGUUGGAAUGAAAUUGGCGCUGCGUAGAACACUGCCGAUAGCUUGAGGCAUCUGCAAUAGGUACUUGCCCUUAAGCUCUUAUCGUGUUCCCUAUCCCUGUCCUGUGAUGAGACGUUUACAUUGUUGUGAUUGAUAUAUGCAAUUGUCCGAUGUAAUUGUUAGGUACGAAGCUAUCUCCUCCGUCCAGGAAUCAGUAGAUAUGCUGUGCCUAGACAGUUCUUUCGCGGUCACACACACUUAACUGUCGUUCAUGCUUUGGAUUACCCAUAUUUCAGUUUGUUACAGCUUCUAAUUUCGGAACAAUUUUCUUGUAAAAUUGCUAAUCUUAGUGAUUUACGCGAAUCAACUUCAUCGAACUAAAACAUUGAUUGAAUUAACUUAUGAAAAGUAUGACAAGAAUUGUAUUUUCCUACUUCCAGGAGAUUCAAUUGCUGCAGACAAAUAUAUGAUUGCGUUUUAGGAUUCUAUCCUGAUCAGAAUUUUGCUUGUAAGCUAGAAUAGUUUACAAAUCGGCUCGAACGCCGCCCUGUAACAACAAGCCGUAAAUAGAUGACGUAAAUUUCCACAUUAUGUUCCACAAGCUGCUUAAACGAAAACUGACCAGCAAGAAACGUGAAGUAUAUAACAUAUAAUCUUGUAAUAUAUUGUACCCUAUUAGAGUAUUUGUCUGAGACACCGAACAUAUUCGAUAUAUAACGAACCAUAAAAAAGUCAUUUUUUCUAUACUCUUCUAUAUGAUAAAUAGAAUUUUAUCCGUGUAUAGCAUAGCAGAAUUCCUGAUUAUUUUGCAGUUUUCAACAUAUUUUCGUCCACCUGCGUUUCGGCUCAGCAGAUAUAUAAUAUAAAGUGCAUCUAUAAUAAACACAAACACAAGGUGCUUCAGGCCAAAACUGAAAUGUUUGCAUAUUCUAUCUCCUGGCCUUACCAGCUAAUUAGUAGGCAUGGCUAGCUGGCAGGUAAUCAGAAGCGAAAUCCAUUUGUGGGAGAAUUAUAAUUCAUCAAAACUCAAUCCCCGUUUGAAUAAGGGCAGCUGUUUUCAGGCCGUUUGUUUGCAUUCUG
Varroa destructor (honeybee mite) is the source of this 3308-nucleotide messenger RNA. RefSeq names its product cellular communication network factor protein Ccn (gene Ccn). Gene Ontology annotation, biological process: cell adhesion; signal transduction; positive regulation of cell differentiation. The record is from RefSeq and is a predicted model, not a curated record. NCBI's taxonomy places the organism in Eukaryota, Metazoa, Arthropoda, Arachnida, Mesostigmata, Varroidae. Gene Ontology annotation, cellular component: extracellular matrix; extracellular region. Gene Ontology annotation, molecular function: integrin binding; heparin binding.